This is a messenger RNA of Physella acuta, 2410 nucleotides long. Its product is annotated as E3 ubiquitin-protein ligase RFWD3. Gene Ontology annotation, biological process: protein ubiquitination; interstrand cross-link repair. NCBI's taxonomy places the organism in Eukaryota, Metazoa, Mollusca, Gastropoda, Physidae. The record is from RefSeq and is a predicted model, not a curated record. Gene Ontology annotation, cellular component: nucleus. Gene Ontology annotation, molecular function: ubiquitin-protein transferase activity; protein binding.
UUUUGUAGAGCCAUAGAAAUUAAAAAGUUUGUCUGGAACUUUUAGUGGCAAAUUUGACAACAACGGUAACACUAGUAACAACAGGUUUUUCCUCAUGGCCAUUAGAUUUUGUGUGGUGACUAGUACUUAUAUCUUGCUGCUUUAAUUAUGGCACACUCUAGCAAUGAGGAAAUUAUCUCUCUUUCUUCUUCUGAAGACGAAGAAGGGGCUAGCCAUUCAUCAGCUGUGGCUGCAACGAGAGACAGAGAAGAAACUGUGAGAGAAUUAAUUCAUCGUGCAAUGGGUCUGCUCAACAGAGCUGAAAACAAUUCUCGUCCGGAACCAUUUAGAUUGACAGAGAACUCCGCUUAUAGAUAUAAAUUCUCUUCACAAAUUACAGCUAGUGACUUGUUCAGAGAAAGUGAAUUGUUAGAUUUAUUUGAGACUGUCUCCAUUUUGAAAGCUAGACUUAGUGCUGAGAGGGUGUUUUCUCUUGGCUGUCCACAUGUGCCAACAGAGAGAGAGAUCUUUGACGAACUUGUCAUGCGCUAUUCGCAUGAGUUCAUUGAUUCAUGGAGAGCAGCAGACAAUCCACAGCUGCCAGCCCCUCACACUACAGAGGCUGCACACACUGAUGCAACUACCUCACACAUCCGGGAAAAUACUGAAAGCAUGGAUACAUCAAGCUUAAACUGUGAUGCUCCUCGAGAGAAUGUUGAGAUGACAGGCCGUCAGGUUCAGCCUCCCUACACAUCACCAAGAUGCAAGAAAAGAAAAAGAGCUGACAUGCAAGAAGACAAGAAACAGACAGACAAGAUAGAUGACAAUGCUGAGGAAGAAGAUGAAGAUUGUUGCUCAGUGUGUCUUGAACCCUGGACUACUGGUGGGGAGCAUCGGAUCACGUGUUUAAGAUGCGGCCAUCUCUUUGGUUUGAGCUGUAUCUUGAAGUGGGUGGAGCAAGCCCACAGCUGUCCCCAGUGUAAAGCUCCAGCCAAAAAAACUGACUUGAGAAAUAUAUUUGUUAGAAAGAUAACAGCUGAGGACACCUCAGAGAGGGACAGGGCACUAAAGCAGCUGGAGGAAGAGAGGGCUGCUAGGAGAGUUCUAGAACAGAAGGAAGCCGUAGCCAGGCAUAAGAUGGAGGUGAUAUCAGCAGAUUAUGAAGUUCUCAAGAGAGAGAUGAACAACAUGAAGUCUCAGAUCUCACAGAGUGGGGGGAGCAUGUCACCAAGUAGUUCAAGUUAUGAACCUAGAGCCAGCAAUGCUAAGGCCAGCCCCAAUUAUGUACAAAGUCAUAAGAAAUAUCAUUUCUUUCAGAGGAUUCCUAUUGCACAGGAUGCAAAUUGUCGCGUGUUCGACUUCUGUAGAGAGAUGGGUAUUAUUGUUGUUUCCCAGAAGUCCCCAAAUGCUCUAUUUAGGGGUUUUGGGAUCAAGCUCUUGUCUCGAGACUUUAAGCCACUAUCCUAUCAGCCCCUUCACUCUGGCGUCAUCCGGGAUAUGUGUUUUCGUCCAAUGACAUAUGAUGGUCAGCUGCUUAGUUGUGGUAUGGACAAGUGUAUCCUGAUGUCCAGUGUGUCCAGUAAAGCUGUCAUCCUCAAGUAUACAGUAAACAUGCCGGUGUGGAGCUGUGCGUGGAACACCAGUAACAACAACAUCUUCUAUGCUGGGAUGGAGAGAGGAGUGGUCAAAGAGUUUGACAUCAGACGAACAGAUUCACAUGUACAAAAUGUACUGGACAAUGGUGUGGGUCCAGUUAGCAGCAUUCAGUUUUGGAAUGGUGCUGGCAGUACAUCCAACAAUUACACGGGACUACUAAUUGGACAAUUACAAAAUGUAAUAUUCAAAGAAUGUGUACCAAACAACCAAUACACAACACAUUUGCUGCCAAGUCUCCAAGCAAGUCUAAUGAGCAUGAGCUUACAUCCCAGUGGACACUUUUUGACAUCCUUUCGACCUAAUACAAAUCUUCCCAAAUGCAAAUAUGAGCUUUACAGUUUAUCAGAAAACACUGCAGAUGUAAGGACCAUAUCAUCUACACAUGUGGCUGCGUGGAAGGGGAGUAAUUUGCAAGCUGUUAUUAGUCGCAACACACUCAUUUCUCGCCCUGAAUCAGAGGAAGAAAAUUUACUAGCAGUUACAGCCAACCAUUAUUUUAACUCAGUUCAUAUUUGGGAUGUAACACGUAAGCAAGACUUCCAGCUUUUACAAUGCUUUGAUAAAGCUGUUGACAUGAAGUCAAUCAACGUGAACCAGAGCUGUGAUUAUCUAGGAGUUCUUACAGAUAAGGAAUUUAUACUGUAUAAGUGGAGAGAUUAGUGUUUUGUGGAGAAGGUUACCUCUUGAUAAAUCAUCAUGUUAGCACUAUGUCAAACAACACGCAUUUAUUUGUAACAUAUUUACCUAAAAUUUUACAAUAAAACAAUCAUGAACA